Messenger RNA from Rotaria socialis, 942 nucleotides. Lineage: Eukaryota; Metazoa; Rotifera; Eurotatoria; Philodinida; Philodinidae. The record is from the annotation of a GenBank genome assembly.
AUGAUAAAACUCAUUUCCAAUAUCUUGCUAGUAACCAUUCUACUUGGUACGUAUGUUUCAGCUGUUCGUAUUGGUUCAUUUAAUUUACAUCAAUACGGAAGUAAAAAAGCAGCUAAUGCAACAUUGACCCAUACUGUUGCUCAAAUUAUUAGUGACUUCGAUUUGGCAAUUAUUCAAGAAAUUAGUGAUGUUUCAUUAAAAGCUCCUUACGUUUUACAUGAAGCACUCAAUCAAAUUUCGACGUCAAAUUCAUACACUAUGACAUUAAGUGGUCGUGUUGGACGUUCAGCAACAAAAGAACAAUUCAUUUUCUUCAAUCGUGAGGCUACAUCAGGUGUUGAAGUAGUUCAGGCUUAUCUUUAUGAUGAUGUUGAAGAUCGUUUUGAACGACCACCUUUUAUUGGUACCUUCAAAGUUAAAAAUCCAGUGAAAUCAGGUGUUGAAUUCUUUACUGUUAUGGAUGUUCAUUUACGUCCUGAUGAUGCGUACGUAGAAUUACUUAAUAUGCGUUAUGUUAUCGAAGAUUUUAUUGCGGGAAAUCCAAAAUAUUUCGAUGAAACACCAACAUCACUUGCCAGUGCGUUGGAACAGAAUGUUAUUAAUGCAACAGUUACUAAUAAACCAAGUUUGAAAACGAAUCACCCUAUUUUGAUUGUUGGUGACUUCAAUGCUGAUUGUUCAUACAUUUCACUUAAACGUCAACAAUCCCUUCGAUCCAUCGACUAUACUGACUUCACAUGGAUAAUUAACAAUGAAGUUAAAACAAACACACGACAAACAUGCACAUAUGAUCGUAUUUUUAUCAAUGGUGAUAAAUUUGUUAACGCUAUCGUACCAAAGAGUAAUACAACUGUUAACUAUCAAAAACAAAUGGGUAUGAACUUGGAAGAAGCUUUACGUGUUAGUGAUCAUAUGCCAGUUAAAUUCGAUAUUGAAUGGUAA